This is a messenger RNA of Dipodomys spectabilis (banner-tailed kangaroo rat), 2537 nucleotides long. RefSeq names its product solute carrier family 38 member 3 (gene Slc38a3). Gene Ontology annotation, molecular function: L-asparagine transmembrane transporter activity; L-histidine transmembrane transporter activity; L-glutamine transmembrane transporter activity. The record is from RefSeq and is a predicted model, not a curated record. Bases 162 to 1676 code for a protein of 504 amino acids. The transcript is spliced from 16 exons. Gene Ontology annotation, biological process: amino acid transmembrane transport; L-glutamine transport; asparagine transport. Lineage: Eukaryota; Metazoa; Chordata; Mammalia; Rodentia; Heteromyidae.
CGGGGCCGUCUCUGUUCUCAGCCUUGUGCUUUGCCAGGAACACGGCGGACCGCACCAGCCCGAGCGGAGCAGCGGAGCGCCGCGCCUGCCCGCCCACGAGGCCAGACACCUGCCUGACUGUUGGUGUGAGAGCAAGAACUCCAGAUUGUGGCCUCCAAGUCAUGGAAGCACCUUUGCAGACAGAGAUGGUAGAGCUGGUGCCCAACGGCAAACACUUGGAAGGCCUACUCCCUGUGGGCAUGCCUACCACGGGCAAUGAGAGGAUGGAGGAUUCCAGAAGGAGCUGUGUGGAAGGCAAGAGCUUCUUACAGAAAAGCCCCAGCAAGGAGCCACACUUUACUGAUUUUGAGGGCAAGACAUCAUUUGGGAUGUCAGUGUUCAACCUCAGCAAUGCCAUCAUGGGCAGCGGCAUUCUGGGGCUCGCCUACGCUAUGGCCAACACAGGCAUCAUUCUUUUCCUAUUCCUGUUGACAGCCGUCGCCCUGCUUUCUAGCUACUCCAUCCAUUUGCUCCUCAAGUCCUCAGGGAUUGUGGGCAUCCGUGCCUAUGAGCAACUGGGCUACCGUGCCUUUGGGACCCCGGGAAAGCUGGCAGCAGCUCUAGCCAUCACGCUUCAGAACAUCGGAGCCAUGUCCAGCUAUCUGUACAUUAUCAAAUCUGAGCUGCCUCUUGUCAUCCAGACCUUCUUGAACCUGGAAGAGCAGACUUCGGACUGGUACAUGAAUGGGAACUACCUGGUGAUCCUGGUGUCCUCCACUAUCAUUCUGCCCCUGGCACUGAUGCGGCAGCUUGGCUACCUCGGCUACUCCAGUGGCUUCUCCCUCAGCUGCAUGGUGUUCUUUCUAAUUGCUGUCAUCUACAAGAAGUUCCAAGUGCCCUGUCCUCUGCCAUCCAACUUGACCAAUGGCACAGGCAACUUCAGCCACGUGGAGGUGAUGGAGGAGAAGGCACAUCUGCAGGCAGAACUUGACGCUGCUGCUCUCUGUACCCCAAGCUACUUCACCCUCAACUCACAGACAGCAUAUACCAUCCCCAUCAUGGCCUUCGCCUUCGUCUGCCACCCUGAGGUGCUGCCCAUCUAUACGGAGCUCAAGGACCCUUCCAAGAAGAAGAUGCAACACAUCUCUAACCUGUCCAUUGCUGUGAUGUAUGUCAUGUACUUCCUGGCUGCCCUCUUCGGCUACCUCACCUUCUAUGACAGAGUCGAGUCAGAACUGUUGCACACCUACAACAAAGUGGACUCAUUCGACGUGCUCAUCUUGUGUGUGCGUGUGGCCGUGUUGACAGCAGUGACACUCACAGUGCCGAUCGUUUUGUUCCCGGUACGCCGAGCUAUUCAGCAGAUGCUGUUUCAGAACCAGGAGUUCAGCUGGCUGAGACACGUGAUCAUUGCCACUGGCUUGCUCACUUGUAUUAACUUGCUGGUUAUCUUCGCCCCCAACAUCUUGGGCAUCUUUGGGAUUAUUGGUGCCACCUCUGCUCCAUGCCUCAUCUUUAUCUUCCCUGCCAUCUUCUACUUCCGAAUUAUCCCCACUGAGAAGGAGCCUGCUAGAUCCACACCCAAAAUCCUGGCUCUUUGUUUUGCCGUGGUUGGCUUCUUACUAAUGACCAUGAGUUUGAGCUUCAUUAUCAUUGACUGGGUCUCCGGGACCAGCCGACAUGGAGGAAACCACUAAGGAUGACUUUCAUCUACUUCUGUCUACACAUUCUAGCACCCCUGGUCCAGAAUCUCCAAGCCCCUGCUCCCAUCCUGUGGCCAGGUUGGAGGGGGGGGUGAAGAGGGGGGGGGAGGAGAAAGACAAGGGAGACAGACUCAUAAACACCAGGGCCUUUGGCCCUGCCCACAUCCUCUUCUGUGGAAGGUUUUUGUUAAAGAGCCAGGAGCAAGGCCCUUUGGCCACCACCUGCUGAGAUCCUGAGCUGCAGGGGGGCUUCCUGAGCAGGGAACAGGGUGGGGUUGUGGCCUCAGAUCUCACCCAAACCCUUCAUCUCCCCCACCCCCUCCCACAGCUGCAUACACUGAAGUACAACAUCUGGCUAUUUAGGUGGUCCAGAAGCCUACUGGGACACUUAGAACUGGAACCCAGAGCUGGUAACCCAGCCUCCCCCCAACACCCCCUUCAUGGCCAGAGUUGUGCCCCCAGAGGGCUUCUCUCCCCCAGCUCAUUAUUCCCUUUCCUCCUUUUUAACCUUUUGGCUCAUUUUAGAAAACUUGGACCAAGUGGCUCCUUUUGUUCUCUUCUAUCUCCUUCACAAGAGGGGAUCUUCCGUACCCCAUAGCUUGGGCCAGGAGGUUCUGCUGUGGAUGGGGUAUACAUCUCCAAAGGGGUCACUUCCCCUGUCCAUUCACCAGUCCCAGGGAGGCUGGGACUCCCAAACUCAAUUCCUGGGUCCAUAUCUCACAUUCCACUACUAGGAGAAGAAAGGCUGAGCCCAGAGUCUAUCCUACCCCUGGGAACCAAAGAUCCCCCACGCCCCAAGACUGGGACAGGGGUGGGGAGGCUAACGGCCCUCUUUUAUAAAUAUUAUACAGAAGA